Messenger RNA from Morone saxatilis (striped sea-bass), 3826 nucleotides. It is a transcript of the gene cdca2, whose product is annotated as cell division cycle associated 2. Gene Ontology annotation, cellular component: nucleus; chromosome. The record is from RefSeq and is a predicted model, not a curated record. Bases 150 to 2924 code for a protein of 924 amino acids. Gene Ontology annotation, biological process: regulation of mitotic nuclear division; regulation of chromosome segregation. The transcript has 15 exons. NCBI's taxonomy places the organism in Eukaryota, Metazoa, Chordata, Actinopteri, Moronidae.
CUGCCUCUGGCGUGGAGCGCGAUUUGAAUUGCUCCUUUUAUCGUUGGGAUUUUAUAGGAAUAUGAAUUGAGAUAUAAGUGAACCUUUAAUGACUUAUGUGUGUUUUUAAUGUAUAUUUUAACAGCAGACACCACUAUAAUUUACCAUAAAUGUACAAGGUGGCUACCGCUGUGGAGAUGAACACUGGUAUCACAGAGGGAGAGCAGAAAGAGAAAAUGGUGUCCCCCUCAGAGGAGGACUCCCCUCCUGUCAUAAAUGACACCUCAGCCCCCCUGAAUUUCACCGAGCUCACACCAUGUCAGUUUGGCAUCUCUGUCCAGAGUUUUACCCCCGCAUCACUGUCAAACCGCAAAGAUAAGUCCCGUCUAGCACAAAUAAAGGCAAGGCGGCGGUCCAGCAUUGGUGUCCGGGGCUCCCCAGAGACAAACUCCCUCAUCCGCUUCAUGGCCCAACAGAAGAUGAAGACUCCACCAACCUUCCAAACUCCUGAGCCUGUCAGAAGUAGCCCCUUCCGGGUCGCCUCCACACUGAGGCAGAAGAUGGCCUCCUUCCAGAACCUGAUGGAUGUUGAAGAGAGUGAGGUCUGUGAUCCGAUGCCAAAGCAGGACAGCAACACUGGAGGAUGCAUCAAGACAAGAGAUUAUCUGUCUGAUGGGAACAGCCAUGAUGGAGAGAAGGAGAACCACCCACUACUGGUGACACCCACAGCCAGUAAGAGGAGGCGUGUUGGCCCACUAGAAAGCUGCAAGUUGGAGAUUAGAGAGGGUACUGCUCCUAUCCCCCACUUCAGUCUGGAGGAGCAUGAGGGGGAUGAACCAGUGGCGCAGGUUGUGACACGAGGACCACUGCCAUCCAGUGAGACUGUGGAAGAGGCCUGUGCUGUGCUUAUAACCCCACCCUUUCAUGUUGACUUUGAGCUUCAAGCCUGUUCCCCUACUGACAACCAACAGGACUGUGGCUUUGAACUCCAAAGCUCCUGCCAACCACCACCUGGUGAUCCUGCAGCCGCUUCACCAGCCCGGCCUGCAUCCUCCUUCCGCAUCCCCUCUCUCCCUUCACAGCUGGAGAUGAGGCCUACAGAAGACGAUGACUCCACUGGGAAGUCCACGGUUAAGAACAAGAAAAAGAGCGUGCGCUUUGGAGGUCCGCUCUCUCCUGAGUUCUUUGAUAAGAACCUUCCCCCCAGCACCCCGCUGCAGAAGGGGGGCACACCAGCCCGAGCACCCACACCAGGUGGGCGCUUACAGCUGCGCUCAGUGCUGAAGACGCCACAAAGGAGUGAAUCCCAAACACCACAAGCUCAGCCAGACCUCAGCAGCCCCACUGUGUUUGGUGCCUCACCUACACUUGCAAUGCCUCGCAAUCGCAGAAUGCGGUCUGUGGGAGAGGACAGUGGAGAGAAGGAUGGAAAGUUUUUCUUCCCUUCAGUGGAGGAGAGUGACUCUCCAGUGACGAAUGAUACAGUAUGUACGUGGGACACCCAGCCGUUGAAUUUAAACACUGCUUUCCAUGAGGAGUCUCUUUCUCAGAUUCUGACAGAGUCUGGGACUAAACCCAGCUCAACCUCCAAGAUGGAUGCCAUGAAUGAGGUGAUGUCCUUCCUAGAGCAGGAAAAGCAAUCUGAAGCAACUGUUGAAGCUGCAGCCCAAUGUAGAAACAGAAGGAAAAAGCCAGGACCGGAGCUUGAAUCUAACAGUGAGGUUCCAGCUCGCUCCAGCAGUCGAAAGAGAAAGCAGCCAGAGCAGAGCGAACCUGUGAAGAGGUCGACACGCUCUGCUGCCAAGUCGGCCUCUGGGAAGAUGAAGAUGACCUCCACAGCAACACGUCGGUGGAACAGGGACGUGGACCGCUCUCUUUACGGCUCUCGGGCAUACGCCUCCAAGAACCCCGCCCUGAGUCCCAUCACAGAGAGGCUGUCCUUCAUUAGCCAGGCUCCCUCUGUGAGCUGCACAGCCCCAAAUCAUGAGACCCAAUUGAACCCUGAGAUGACUAACGACAAUCAAGUGCCUGGUGACCUGACUGUGACAAAUGGCUUGGAAAAUCCUUCUGAAAAUUCCAUCACUUCUCCAAACUCCAGUAAAGAAAACUCCACAAGGAAGGGCAGGAGGCUGUCUGGGCCGAGGGUCAGAGGGAAAGGACAUAAGAAAAGGAAAGUCAGUGUUGCUGAUGGUGUUCUGCUUGGUGAGGAGACUCUGGACCAGACUGGAGGAACAACAGAGGAUCAGCAUGAAGACCAAACCACUGAAAACGUUGAAGCAUCAAGGGAAACCCCACUGACCCACACUGUACCUGAACAGGGAGGAGUUGACCCUGAACGUAAUGCAGAGACUUCUGCAGAUACACACUGCACAGACUUCAAUGGAAAAUUAGAAUGUAAUGGUAGUCUGGAUGCACCCCUCUCAGACUGCUCACCUCCAGUUGAGGAAUCCAACAACACUUUGAGUCUGCCAUCAGAGCCAGCUCAGAGAAAAGCCAAGCGGGGCAGGAGGAGCUCUGUAAGCAGCUCAGUCCUAGAGGAGCAGGGGAACCAGGUAGAGGAGCACCAAGCCAGCCAUGGAGCAGAGGAGAAGAGACAGGGAGACCAAGCAGCUAUUCAGCAGGAAAAUGGCAUCAGGUCAAGCUCUGAUAGCCAGGAAGAGGGGGCAGUAGCCGGUUUGGACCUUGCCCCCUGGCAGGCUGACUUUAAUUUUGAGGAUGUAUUCAAACCAGUUGCCACUAGAGGGCAGCGCUCAGUACGGCGCAGCCUGAGGAACCGGAGCAACACAGAGCACAGCAGCAGCAACAGUGCAGGUCUCGCCUGGCUGCCUCGGACCUCCCCUGACACCAGUAAAGAGGCCCGCAGGAGGACCAGGGGCCGACGGCUCAGCGCAGCUCCACCCGUCACACCUCUGCUCCUUGAGGAGACACAAGACAAUGCUUCAUGAGACUUUAAGUGAAUACAUGGGAGACUGCUCAUCUGAAUGAACUGAGAUUACCAGGGGAUAACUGAUCCAUCCAUUACACCUUCAUACAUACCAUCAAUGUUCUUCAAAUUAAAUGGAAUGAUUUUCCAAGAACAGGCUGAUUGUUUUAUAUUGGCAUUAACAUUGAUGCUUGUGUUCCCCAUGAAUUAUUAGAGCUGAGCGGUAAUUUUAUUUUUUCUGUUUUAUUUUUUCUUUUUUUCUCCCCUCCACUAACCAAGCCGGUCAAUACACUGAGAGCCCAAUCAUCUCUGCUGACCACCUCCUAAUCAAUAUCCAACCACUCAGCUGGUAAUCACAGUGCAUCUUCAGUCUCACUCUCCAAAGUCACUGGAUCGAGAUCCCCAAGUCAAUAUCCACUCUUUGUGGAUAGAUGAGGACGGCUGUACUGCAUUCACCAUCUGUCAGGCAAGCCUGGGAAGGGGCUGGAAUAAUGGAAUAGUAAUGGAGGGAGAAAAUGUGACUUACACACCAGAAUCUAAUUAAUAGGCUCCAACAAUUCAGUUUAUUUGUGGUUGCUGGAAUGGUUUUGUUUUGUAGGUUUUUCCUUUUUUGUGAUCCAAGCUGUUGACAGGUCAAUGUCCUGAAGACGUCCCUGUCUCGUUGCAUUAUCUGAUCUGGUUUAAUACACUGUCAGUAAUUCUAGCAAUGGCAAGUCAAGUAGAAAUUGCCUUAUACGUUGCAUCAAAUUAAAAAGAAGCCAGAGUGUUCUCUGUGCAUUUCCUGAAAUGUCAAAAUGUACCUUGCUUGACUCCGUUUCUGAUUAAAUGCUUUGGUUGCAUGUAAAGACACCUCAUUAGAUCAAACUGUGUUCAUUUAACCAGAUGAUUCAGACUCAUUUGAAAGGAAUUCAUCCAGAUAAUAAA